AUGCACGUACUUAAUAUCAUUUUGUGUUUUACAAUCCUGCACAUAUCUGGUCUCGUGUGUGCUGUGGAAUUCGCCGAUUGCGGUUCUACGGGGGCUAUCGUAAUGUCACUGGACGUUUCUCCAUGUGACGCUGAUUUGUGUACACUUGUCAGGGGUACACUGACUACUUUUACAAUUACCUUUGUUGCACGCAGGGACGCAGAUGCUGUGUAUUCCAACGUCAGAGAUACCGCUCGUGGAUCACUUGUGGUACAUUUUCCGCAAAGUGAUAUAUGUCCUCAACUGGCCCCACCCUGUCCCAUUUUGGCCGGCGAACGAUACACAUUUAGCUACACAGCCGUAGUGGCUAACUCCCUUCAAGCAACGAGUAUUUCUGAUUCUCUAGGGCUCAAUGUCAAUCCGAUGGAAAAUAUUGUACGGAAGUGGAGCAAAGUUCAUGUGCAUCGAUUUCAAGGUGAAAAUUGCAUAACCCGCGCGGAGUGA
Molecule: messenger RNA, 483 nt
Organism: Opisthorchis viverrini
Lineage: Eukaryota; Metazoa; Platyhelminthes; Trematoda; Opisthorchiida; Opisthorchiidae
Exons: 4
Coding region: 1-483 (160 amino acids)
Source: RefSeq, a predicted model, not a curated record